Messenger RNA from Bipolaris oryzae ATCC 44560, 366 nucleotides. RefSeq lists its product as uncharacterized. The record is from RefSeq and is a predicted model, not a curated record. NCBI's taxonomy places the organism in Eukaryota, Fungi, Ascomycota, Dothideomycetes, Pleosporales, Pleosporaceae. Bases 1 to 366 code for a protein of 121 amino acids. The transcript has a single exon.
AUGGCUGCAAAACAAGCGUGCUUACCUAAUGCCCUCGCCCUGCCAGGCCGCGCUGUGAGGGUCCUUUGCGGCCCUCGCUGUUUUCGCUGCGUGCUCACCAAAACCUCGCAGUGUAGACCGCCCAUACAACUCUGGCCUGCAAAACCUUUGGUGAGUCGUCCCCGCCUGCAAAUGCCAAAGUCGCUUCAUCACCAGCACCCCUUUUCGCAACAACACCCUUUUUGCACGCGUUUUCCCGCCUCAUUUCGCCCUUCUGCUCCUCUCCCAGCCCUCUUUCUGCAUUUCUGGCGACACCUUCGCAUUCCAUUUCUUUCGUCGUCGCCAUCACUGCGCCUGCGCCUGCACUCCACGCCCAUCCCAUACUGA